Cyprinodon variegatus (sheepshead minnow) is the source of this 872-nucleotide messenger RNA. It is a transcript of the gene srp9, whose product is annotated as signal recognition particle 9kDa. The record is from RefSeq and is a predicted model, not a curated record. NCBI's taxonomy places the organism in Eukaryota, Metazoa, Chordata, Actinopteri, Cyprinodontiformes, Cyprinodontidae. The coding region runs from base 109 to 369 and encodes 86 amino acids. Gene Ontology annotation, biological process: negative regulation of translational elongation; SRP-dependent cotranslational protein targeting to membrane. The transcript is spliced from 3 exons. Gene Ontology annotation, cellular component: signal recognition particle, endoplasmic reticulum targeting. Gene Ontology annotation, molecular function: 7S RNA binding.
CUGUUCCCAUGCUGCUGCUGAUGUGUUGUUCUGAACUUAGCGAGUCUUUUCCAGGUGAUUCAUAGAGAUUAUUUAGGUGCUGUAGGAGCCUGAACAGAUAUAAAAACUAUGCCUUACUACCAGACAUGGGAGGAGUUCGCCCGGGCAGCAGAAAAGCUCUACCUGGCGGAUCCAAUGAAGGUCAGAGUGGUGCUGAAGUACAGACAUUGUGACGGUAACCUCUGCAUUAAAGUCACAGAUAACGCCGUGUGUCUACAGUACAAGACGGACCAGGCUCAGGAUGUGAAGAAGAUUGAGAAGCUCCAUGGGAAACUGAUGAGACUCAUGGUGUCCAAGGAAACCCACAGCGGCGCCAUGGAGACGGACUAACGCGCCCUGGAAGCGCUUUGCUUUGGAGGACUGAGCUCAGAGGACUCGGCGGAUGUUUAGAGCACAAAACCAUCAGUGAGGGGAUCUGAUUGGCUGCCCUGAUGGAGCGCUGUCAGAGCAGCUGGAUCGAUUAUUUACUGUAUAUAUCAUAUUAUUUGGAGUAUUUUGGUUUUAUCCCAUCUCAGUCCACUAAAUACACUAGAUUCUAGAUGUUGGUUCAGUCCAGUGUGGACUGAGAUGGUAAAGGAGCUGUAAAGAUGGAGAACAUCUAUAUAGUUUAGAGGAGGCUGGAUUUAUUUUCUGUUUUCAGGUGGGGAAGGAACAGAGGGGGAGAUGUUUUAUCUUACUCUGUCAUUGCAUUUCAUUUAGCUUUUCCUUAACGGACCUGUGCCAACUAAAGGAAGCGGGACCGUCUGAUUGAGGAGCAAUCCAGAUUUUACAGCAACCUCCUCAUCUCCAAAAGCCAGAAGGAUUUCAAUAAAUGAUUAUUUUCUCUGGUAAAA